Molecule: messenger RNA, 7245 nt
Organism: Gopherus flavomarginatus (Mexican gopher tortoise)
Lineage: Eukaryota; Metazoa; Chordata; Testudines; Testudinidae
Gene: MVB12B
Product: multivesicular body subunit 12B
Exons: 11
Coding region: 356-1225 (289 amino acids)
Biological process (GO): viral budding; virus maturation; regulation of epidermal growth factor receptor signaling pathway
Cellular component (GO): ESCRT I complex; late endosome
Source: RefSeq, a predicted model, not a curated record
AGUCUAGAAAAUGAAGGAAGCUGCAUCUCCGUUUCUUUGCAUUUUCAAGAAAUUGGUCCAGGCAAUGAAGCAGAACUCUUCCUGACACCAAUUGCUUCAUUGACAUCAUAGGCGGAUGCUGACUCUUGGGGUUUUGCCGAGUGGGGAUACUACAGGAACGGCAGGACCACCUGGGCCUGGUUGAAUCACAGGGGUCAGUUUGCGUUUCAUUGGGUGAUGGGCUCAGGUUUUCUUCCGGGCACUCGAUGGGGACCAGCCCAGGCUAAACAUUCUGGAAACAAUCAAGUUAAUCUCAGAAGAGGCUGUUGGCCUGAAUUCCUGACCUAUCAGAGAGGGCGCAAAUGCACAGUCCAUAAUGCCUGAAGUCCGAGACCUUUCAGAUGCCUUGCCAGACGUGCCAAUGGAUCCUAUCACAGGCGUUGGGGUGGUUGCAUCUCGGAACCGGGCACCUACAGGUUACGACGUAGUUGCACAAACAGCAGAUGGCUUGGAUGCUGACCUCUGGAAAGAUGGCUUAUUUAAAUCCAAGGUCACAAGAUACCUGUGCUUCACAAGAUCGUUUUCAAAAGAAAAUAGCCAUUUAGGCAACGUCCUGGUCGACAUGAAACUAAUUGAUAUCAAGGACACGCUUCCUGUGGGCUUCAUCCCCAUCCAGGAGACAGUCGAUACACAAGAAAUAGCUUUCAGAAAGAAGAGGCUCUGCAUCAAAUUCAUCCCUCGAGAUUCUACGGAGGCUGCUAUUUGUGAUAUUCGAAUCCUGGGCAGAUCUAAGCAGGCCCCUCCACAGUACACAUUCAUAGGGGAACUUAACAAUAUGGGUAUUUGGUACCGAAUGGGUAGGGUUCCACGAAACCAUGACUCCUCGCAACCCGGGACACCUUCUUCCCAAGUACCAGCUUCAACACCAGCUCCUAACCUUCCAAGGCACAUAUCUCUGACGCUUCCCGCGAGCUUUCGAGGCAAAAGUAACAACUCCCGACUCGACUUUGAACACCAGCACUCAAAUUUAUAUGCCAUAUCAGCCAUGGAUGGAGUGCCUUUUAUGAUCUCAGAUAAGUUUGCCUGCGCUCCUGAAGGGAUGCAGCAAGUUGAUCUCUUGGGCAUCACAAUCAAAUCCCUGGCAGAAAUCGAAAAGGAGUAUGACUACAGCUUCAGGACAGAGCAAAGUGCGGCUGCUCGGCUGCCCCCCAGCCCCACUAGAUGUCAGCAGAUGCCACAGUCCUGAGGAGCGAGGGAAGGCCGGCUCCCUGGAGACGCGGCACGUGCGCACAGAUACUACUGAUGGCCCUGAUGAGCAGUGUUACUGGAACCCUUCUCAGCAGAGGGACACUUCUCUAAUGACUUGCCUUCCUUCCUGUGCGUUCCCUGAUCAUUUUGUACAUGUUGUUUCUGAGAUUUGGACUGUGUUAACCCUUUCUGCCAGGCGCCCUCACCCCUUAGCCCUGCUGUGGCAAUUCCUGAUCAGGAGUUCCUUAGUCAGAGCUUGACACACAGCUUCUUCAGUUCUUCCUGCUUUGUAGCACCUGCUGCAGCAUGCUCACUGCAAUACAGAUCUGGAGUGAAAUGCUGCAAGCCUUGAGCCCCAGCUUGUGGGGAUCUGGAGAGAUUCCCAGCAAUGAGCCUUGCUAGGAUAGAGUGCUUUGGGAAAAGAGGCUAAAAAUACAGCCACUUAGUCCACAACUCACAGAAUGCACCAGCUUCGACUGGGAACUAAGGCGCAGCAAGAUAAACUGCCCCAGUUGCCCCUCUCAGUACAGCAGGGUUCUCUAGUUUGUGCAGGGUCAGCGUUCCGGAGCCCUUUCAAGUCCUUAGAUUAGCAAGCUAACCCUGAGUAAUGGUAAACCCUUCAUCUGCCUCUCCAAGUCAAGACUGCCCAACAGCUCACUCGUGGCCAGGAUACACCUGAGACCUUAAUGGUUUUUGUUACUUUCAGCUCACGUAGCCAGGGUCGCUCGCUCAGUUCCACUUAGGGCUCUCUCCCAAGUCGCUGGCAAAGUGGAGUAGCUCGAAGAGCACAGGGAUCUCAGUGGCACCUCUCCCUGGCACAAAGGCUGCUUGUCCAUUGCCUGAAAGUAGAGGAUUGUGGCAAAUGUUGCGUAGCUCUCUCUGGCUAUGGAGAGCAAGCCAGCCAGACCUCUGCAAUGCCAUCCUGACUUCUCCCAGCCACCCAAAAGCUUUGCCACGGCACCUACCCAUAAAGUGCGCAUUGGAACCUGCCAGUUACUUUGGCAGUUUUCAAACAUUUGCCCCUGCUGGCUGCUAAAAGGAAAGAGAUUUGUGCACUCCGUCCCUGCAUACUGCUGCACUCGGGGAGGGAAAUGCUAAAGCCUGAUCUUGUGGGACAAGGCUAAGAUAGUUCCACUGGGCAAGUGUCUGAUGCAUUAAACCCUGACCUCAGCAUGCUCACAGGUGGUGUCCCUGACUCACUCCUGAGUCAAAUGCAUGUCUUGGUGAAGUCUGUUGCUGUGAUAAGUUCUUUAGAAGCAUUCAUCUGAGCUCUGUGCUGCUUUUCAAGUCUGCUGUGGAACAAAACUACGUUACAGCAGCGAAAUGGCAUUUUUUAAAAGUAAGUGUUAAAGUGUGCAACUUUUUGUAUUGUAAAAGACAGGUUGUCUAACCCUAUUAAAAUGCAAUUGCCAUAGUAACAAAUACUGGUAUGGUAGCUCUGGGUUUGGGUUAUUCAGACCUGCUUUGCACUGCUUUUGACUUUCCUGAGUUCUCUAGUCUAACAGAAUGUUGACUAAUAGUAGGUUUUGUACUGUUGGUUUGUGUAUUUCGUAUUUGUAUAUAUGUAAAAUAUUUCUUGUCCAAUGAUCCAUUUCUGGUUUCAAAGCACUGUACCAUGUUUCUGGGGGGAAAUAAGUGCAAAACACCAUAGCAUUCUGGGUAGAACCCAAUUCAGGUUCUCUGCUUUGACUCUCCAGACCAGUCUCUUUUUUACUGACCGCCUCUUAGAAACCAGCUCUGUUGUUGGAAGAAUGGGCAUAUAUGGUUAUAAAAGGGUCAGGUCUGAGCACAAGAUUUAAGACCUGUAAUAUUUGGCAUCAGCUGUGUAGGCCUGGGUGACUCCCACAAGGUGCUCCUUUCCUUUAGGGUUCCAAAGUGGCUUUUAGUUCUUAUUUUCUGCUGCAGGAAAGCAAAGCCAGCCUUUACUGCCAAGCUUCACAGAGGCUAGAUUGAUGGUGCUGACAUCAACCAAUGAACAUAUCACGGAAGCUAGCGCAGUCAGCCUGGUCAUUCUGCUCAGGUUCACUUGAAGUUCAAACUCACUCCACACUGCAGUCGUUUGUCCAUCUCAUCCAUCUCGUGUGUUUCCAACCUUUCAGCUGUCUGUAACUUGUCCUGUAGUUCAUUGUAGAUCAAUUUGUAGCUCCCUCCUUGGCUGAGGGCAGCUUUGUGGACGUAUCAGGGAGUAGGCAUGUUAGUCUGUAUCCACAAAAACAACAAGGAGUCCGGUGGCACUUUAAAGACUAACAGAUUUAUUUGGGCAUAAGCUUUUGUGGGUAAAAACCUCACUUCUUCAAAUGCAUCUGAGGAAGUGAGGGUUUUUACCCUCAAAAGUUUAUGCCCAAAUAAAUCUGUUAGUCUUUAAGGUGCCACCGGACUCCUUGUUGUUUUUGUGGACAUAGUAACAGGUAGGUCAAGGUUUUCCGCAACGUUGGUCCUAGCAUAAGGAUGAUAGUUAGUGUCACAGAGCUGCCCCUCCCUAUGCGCUGAAGUUGGAGAAUUAGGAGCUUCAGAUUUAACAGCAGGAUAGCUAGUGUGGUCCGGAGUUCUGCCAUGUCGGUCUGCCAGAUGAAAGUGGAGCGUCUCCUGUGGGAGCUGUCUUCCCAAUGGACAGUUUCUCCUCAUUCCAGGGGAGGCCAGACCCAGCUGCUCCAUUGUAGACACAUUUCAGUGGGCAGCAGAGGCUGCUAAGAACAGGCCAAUGGCCCGUUGGUUGGACAAAGCUUGGGUACUCCUGCUCUAAAUCAGAGCUAAGCCAAUAUCUGUGACUAUCAAACGCCGAUCGAUAUUUGGGGCCACAGAGCAUUUUCUUGGCACCCUUAGGAAUUUCUGUCAGAGGCUGCAGCAUUUGGUUCAGCAGACUGAGCUGUGGAAACCACCCAGCUUUGGUGAAGCUGAAAUGUUGGGACUGCUUUUUAAAACCGAUCUGGAGCUUUGCCAUCCUGUUUGUGGGAGUAGGUUACAGUGCAUCAGUAGCUCUUCGCUCUCAGAAACUUGAGUCAAUGCUAUAAGCUGCUUAGCAACAGUGACAGUGCAUUUGUCCUUGGCACCUUCUGAGAGACGAUACACACACGACACAUGCCGAACUCUGGAUCGCUCCAGGUGUUGACAGAGUAUCUAACUGGGACAAGGAUUUGUUCAAUGGAGGCUUCCUCCUCCCCUCCCUCUCCCAGCCCUUGCAGAGCUGUUUCAAAGCUGUUUCUCUGCAAAGAAAGGCUGAAAAUGAAAAUUUGACCUUUACAUUUGUGCUUGUGCAGUUUGCCAGUGACAUGUCCCAGAUUUUCUGUGCCAUAAGCUUGGCCUGCACAAGAAUGUAGGGCAAAUGGGUGUGUUGGGUCAGGAUCCAUGGAGGGUUGGUCAGAACUUCUCGUGCACUCUCAGACCUGCUUGGAUGGCUGUGAGUAUUUCCUUAGACAAGAGGGCUGAGAGUGCAAUGCAGGAAGCAGUUUAAGCAGAUUGACAAUAGUGCAAGUGAUUUCCUUUGGAACUCAUUAGCUAUGGGGUGCUCUCCCCGCCCCCUCCAUCCCUCCGUCUUUGCAGGCAUCACAUCAGUAUUUCAAUAGGCAGGUUUUAAUUACUGAACAGUAAUUUUCUUCUUCAAAAUAACUCCAUGCCGGGCUGGCCCUGUUUCCUAGUGGUUACUGCUCUCCACUGGCAAGUGGAUUUCCCAUUACGUGUCUUGCUCCCCACACAAGGUGUGAGUUCUCCAGCAUUGGCCCGUGCAGUCCCAGAGGAGGGAGUGUGUUCGCUGCUCUGCACUAGCCCUGAGAUUGAGAUAGGAGUGGCUGCAGAGAGGUCAUGACCAGGCCUCCUUGACAGAAGGUGUGGGGGUGGGUGGAUGUAAAACAGAAGGGCUGAUUCCUCCUACCUGUAAUGAGUGUGUCUUGGUCAGCCCACGUCUAUCCCCAGAGCAAGGUAAGGAGUGUGCAGCUUCCACUUGGAAGAAGAAGAAAUUACUUUGCCAAAUAAUCAUGAAAUCUCCUGACACUGCUGAGGAGACAGUGCUGGGGAAGUGGGGCCUUGCUUACAGUCAGAUGAAUUAUUAACAGUGAUGGACUGCCCUGGGAUUUCCCAUGGUGAUGCUCCCCUAGCAAAGGGCAGAACUGCAGCAAUGUAUAUGGAUAGCUCCUGGGCCAGCCAGGGAACUAGAUUGUGAAAUCCCAUGUAGUAGUAAUAGAGAGGGAUGGAUUUAUUCUCAGAGUGAUGUAACCUGUGAACAUUGUGAUAAAUGCCAGUGUGGUUAAUUAGCUGAUACAUUCCCUCAUCACACAGCCAUAUUCAUGUGGGAUGAGACUGCUCCUAACCCUCCUUCCAUUGCUGCGUCCCUUGCCAGGAGUUCGCUCUGAGCAGGUGCUUUGUAGGGACAGUCCGUUGUGACCCCACUGUACUAGUUAGAGAUCAGUAUUCUGUGGUGCUGAGUUUAUUUGGGUUUUUCAGCAGUCGUCUAAUUUCUCAAAACUAAAACGAUCAAAGACAGAAGAGGCUGAGCUGGUCUCAGUUGACUCGGGCACAGCACUUCACAGUUUGUAGGCUUGUUGGCAGCGCCUCAGAGAUCCCAUGACCCGCCCCCACCCCUGUAUCUCCAAAGGGGUGUUUAGCCUGAGAGAGGUGGGAUUGGGUGUGGCUGGCAAAAGCCAUUUCUCAGCCACUCUCCCCCAAGCAACCUUUGUCUUCCUCUGCCCUUCCUCCCCUCUGGCCCAUGCUUCCCUCACCUUUCCUUUCUUCUCAGGCCUCACCUGGCUGCAACUUCACACUUCACUUUUUGCGAAUUAAAUUUCCAUACAAAUUGCUUAAGGAACUGGAUGUUCUGCUGAUCCCAUGCUGUGACCUGGUUUGUCCAUCCCAGAUAUCUGCUCGCCUCAGUGCUGGGGCAUGCAUCUCACCAGCAGUCAGCAGCAAGGUCCUGACUGGCGAACUCAGCUCGGGCCAGGGGCAGCCAUCUUGCUGGAAAGUGACAUAAUGGAUGGGAGCUAGGGAUAGAGAUGGUGUAGAGCUGAGCUCCAAGCUGCUCUACUGGGGGGUUAAGCCACCUGAAGAACAACACUGAGGUUUGGUAUUUAAAAUGUUUUUUUAAUAACUUCAAAGCCAUUGUUGACUCUAAUAGAAUUGGAUUUGUGGCCCCUUACCGUGAGCUCCCAAGAGCUGAGCGCAAACAGCUCUGUAAGAUGGCUGCCUCCUGCACUAGGCUUUACCCCUUUGAAAAAAAAAUGUGCAACUGCCUUGGAGUGAGAGGAGCUUUGCUUGUGGAUUCUCACCCCAUGGAGCUGAGCAGAAUAACUCCAGCUUUCCACAGGAGGAGACAGGCCUUGUUCCCGACACUGACUCCUCCAGGAUUUAUGGUCUCUGUUGAGUUUCACAUCAUGCAUAUAGGGAAGAAUCAACCCUGUGCUGAGGGCCAGCAGUAGGCCUACAUGUCCUCCAAAUAGCUUAAGUGGGACAUAAGUGGUGCCUAAGUCUUCUCUGGAUCCUCUGCAUAGGGCUGAAUUCCGCCCAUCGCAGAGGGUAUGUCCAUAUCAUUGUGUUAACUAUUACCUCAGCCUUUGAGCCUUGAAGAACCACUUUAAGGUAAAGCUCUCUCUGUGGCAAUGAAGAGAGAGGAUAAUAGGACACACUUCAACACUGGUAAUUCUGAGCCAUAAAAGUCAGACACAGUUGUCAAUAGGGGAAGUGUGGUGCUUCUCAAUUUCAUCUGUUCAUUUGGUACAGGGAAACCAAACUGGAUGAAUCUUUCUGGGUUGUUUGUUGUGAAACGAAUUCCUAACAGCAACAAUUGUAACUGUUGUGUCAUAGAAAUGGAAAAGAAAAACCUUUUAUGCAGUUGUGAAAUGUUUUUAAGAUGCUGCAUUUUUGUUGGGCUAUUGGAAGUGAAUUUAUUGUGCAUUAACCUGAUGUAUGUUCUGACUUUUUAUAUUUAUUUUAGAUCACUCUCCUGUAUUUUACAAAGGGAAGUUUCAUUGUGUGAUAACGUCGUCUGUAUUCUUAAUAUAAUUUGCUAAAUAAAAGUUUGUUUUAACUGGU